Molecule: messenger RNA, 4662 nt
Organism: Ostrinia nubilalis (European corn borer)
Lineage: Eukaryota; Metazoa; Arthropoda; Insecta; Lepidoptera; Crambidae
Exons: 2
Coding region: 519-1544 (341 amino acids)
Biological process (GO): DNA integration
Molecular function (GO): nucleic acid binding
Source: RefSeq, a predicted model, not a curated record
CAUCCGUAGAUGUAAACACGGCUUAAUUUCAUACUGAAUGUGUCUAAUGUGUCUAUGCCUUAUUUUUAUGGUUAAUGUUGGCAACACUAAAUUUUAUAUCUCUCUUCCCCAUCACACUCUCACCAACUCGUACUGGUUUUUGUAAAUAUUGUGUUUUUAUAAAUAAAAGUCAAGAUUAAAGUACAAAAUCUUAUUAUUUGUAUGUUCCACGAACAUAAAUGGUGCCGAAACUCUAUAAACAAGCUUCGACAAUAAACUUCGAGCAACGAAACCACACCUUCGCCGGCCGGCAAGAAAAGUAAGCUGAUUUCACUGCAUAUUGCUGAACAUACACUUGCACAAGAAUAAAUAAAUCGAAGGCCAAUCAAUACACUAUUGUGCCAUAUUGAUUUGCAAGUCGCAGUAGCCAAAAGUGAACAAUUUUAUUCAACUUUGCAAGAAAAUAACCGGCCGCCAUUUUUUGGUUCCCUUUACUUUGCAUCGAGAAAAAAUAUUACCACGCCCUGCCAUUUUUCGCCAUGACCAUGGAUAGCGAUUCGGCUGAAAAGGAAGUGGACAAGAACGCAAGGAAAGGUAUCAUAAGAAAAAUCGCACAGUGUAAAGCGUCGUUGACAAAGGCAGAAAAUUUUAUCCGCACAUUGGAAUCGCCAAUCAACAAGGACGUGGUAUCUGCGCGGCUACAACAACUGCAGGAGGUGCUGCCAAGGCAUGAGCAGCUACUGAUCGAAUUAAGUACUUUGGACGACACCCUUGAUGAAGACUAUUUCGGAAACGACGCGUUCGAGGACCGGUAUUUGGCGAUCGUGGCGAGCCUUCGAGGCCUACUGGCGCCGCAGCCGCCGUCGCCGGCUCCAGCAUCGGGCGCGCAGCAGUCUACAGACGCGUGCGCUACCAGCGUGAGGCUGCCAGAAAUAGACAUUCCUGUGUUUGACGGCAAGGACUACACAAAAUACCACUCGUUCAUCGAACUCUUUAGUGCAGUGAUAGAUAAUAAUUCUAAAUUAGCCGCAAUUCAAAAGCUUUUCUAUCUUAGAAAAUACUUAAAAGGUGAGCCAUUGUCAUUAAUCGAAGGAUUACCCGUCACCGGGGACUCAUAUGGAAAAGCUCUUGAAUUGUUGAGAAAUAGAUAUGACAAUAAGUUUCUUAUUAUCACUAACCAUGUACAAGAGCUGCUAGACUUCAAUCCACUAGUAAAGGGAGCGGCUACCAACUUAAGAGAGUUAGUGUCACAUGCUCGCCAGCACUUAGGUGCACUGAAAACAUUAGGACAACCGACCGACAGCUGGGACAUGAUAGUUUUACCCAUUUUGUUGCGAAAGGUCGACCAGUUUACUUGCAGAGCCUAUCAUUCGGAGCGUGACACCACAAAGCUGCCCCUACUGGAUGACUUCUUCGCUUUUGUGGAGCGGAGAGCUAGCAGCUUCGAGGAGAGCCAAAGAAGUGAAGACAGUCACCUAUGGACUCAAGAGCUCAAGCUACCUGGCCACCAGAUGUCUCCAGGAGUUAGCAGACCGGUUUGGGAGCAAUAUGCCGCUGGCUGCUGAGGUCAUCCGGACAGCCAUGUACGUUGACGAUGCUCUUUUUGGAGCACAGACCAUCGAUGAAGCUCUUGAGGUAAGAGAUCAAUUUAUAGACCUGCUAGGACGUGCCAAUCUGCAGCUGCAUAAAUGGGCUGCAAAUGAUGACCAAUUACUGGCUGGCAUACCAGCUGACAAGCAGCAUUUCGAAGAGCAUGAGCUCGGUAAUGAGGACCUCUCAAUGAAAGCUUUAGGGGUCUCAUUCAAUGUUAGAGAUGAUGUUUUUAAAGUGUCAUGUCCUAUAAAGCGGGUGCAGUCCUGGAAUAAAAGGUCCAUUUUGAGUGUCAUAGGCUCUUUCUUUGACCCCUUAGGGCUCGCUGGGCCAAUAAUAGUUCGAGCAAAGGAAUUUCUACAAAAAGUGUGGAAGGAGAAUCUCGAGUGGGACUCGCCCAUACCAAUGUCAUUGCUUAAGGCCUGGUUAACAUUCUAUGAACAGCUAGAACAAGUGCCUACAAUUUCUGUACAAAGAAACAUAAAUAUAAAUAAUGCGCAGGUAAUACAAUUGCUAGGAUAUUGUGACGCUUCUAGCGUCGCCUACGGCUGCUGCAUAUAUAUAAGGGUUAUUCAAGGCAGCAAAGUAACCACAACACUUUUGUGUUCAAAGUCUAGAAUUGCUCCAGUAAAAAACGCCUUGACUAUACCUAAGCUAGAGUUAAAUGGUGCAGUGUUGCUAGCCAAACUGUAUUGCAAAGUCAAAGCAAUCUAUGCUAAAAUUAACUUCAAUGCUGUACAUUUAUUUUCUGACUCCCAAGUUGUUCUGUGUUGGUUGAAGUCUAGCAGAAAUAAUAUACCGGCUUAUGUCAAAAACAGAAUAAAUUUAAUAAAUUCAAGUACUACAGAAUGUAAAUGGUUUCACAUAGAUGGAGCUUCCAAUCCAGCUGAUUGCUUGUCUCGAGGCUGCAAUCCCCAAGACCUGCCAUCGAACACCUUAUGGUGGCAUGGGCCUCCUCAACUUGACUCACUGGAGUAUGAGCCUUCACCAUCAUUGGCUUCAUGCAACCACUUACUUUGCGAGAGGGGACCUGCCGAGAGCGAGCAAGCAGCUUGUUUGGUUGUGACACAAGAACCACAAUUGUUUGAAAAAUAUUCUUCAUGGUUCACUAUGCAAAGAAUUGUAGCUUGGAUAUUAAGGUUUAAAUUCAAUUGUUUAAAUAAACAUAAUAAAAUUAAAGGAAAUUUGACUGUAAAAGAAUUGUUAAAUGCUCAAUACAGGAUAAUUUCUAUAACGCAAGGCUUGUAUUUUCCUUCGGAAAUAUCAAAAAUAAAAAAUAAUUUGCCAAUAAAAUCUAAUUUAAAAGCCUUGGCUCCAUUCAUAGAUGGAAAUGGCAUAAUGAGGGUUGGUGGCCGGUUGCAAAACGCCCCAGUGCCAUACACGCAAAAGCAUCCGAUUAUUUUGCCCAAUAAGUGUCAUGUCACGAAUUCAAUUAUUCAAAAUGAACACUGUGUAUUAAUGCAUGCUGGUAUCACCCUCGUAUUAAGUAGUCUGAAACUUAAGUAUUGGAUCAUUAGCGCCGGUCGCGAAGUAAAGAAAAUUAUUAACAAGUGCUUAAAAUGUUACAGGUUUAAGGCUCAAGCAGCCAGCCAGUUUAUGGGAUCCCUGCCCUCCGAUCGCGUCACCGAGAGCCACCCGUUCGACAAAGUUGGAAUCGACUUCUGUGGUCCGUUUCAAGUAAAACAAUCGGGCAUGCGGAGGGCCGUUGUCACCAAAGGCUACACACUGGUAAUUGUUUGCUUCGCCACUAAGGCUGUCCACCUUGAGCUAGUUUCAGACAUGACAACUCAAACAUUCUUAGCAGCCUUAAAAAGAUUCAUUGGCAGACGCGGUAUUCCCGCCAUUAUUAAUUGCGAUAAUGCACAAACGUUUAAAGGAGCCGACAACGUGCUCCACGACUUGUAUAAAUUAGUCAAUUCCAAAAAGCAUCAAUCUCAAGUGAGUGUGGCUGCUGUAGAGAAAGGAAUAACCAUUCGCUACAUCCCCUCCUACUCCCCCAACCACGGAGGCCUCUGGGAGGCCGCCGUUAAGAGUUUUAAGUUCCAUUUCAAAAGAGUGGUGGGGGAGAAUAAAUUCACGUACGAAGAAUUGACCACUAUUUUAUCCGAAAUAGAGGGUAUCCUGAAUUCCAGGCCCCUCACGCCGCUUUCAAGCGACCCUGCAGACCUAACAGCCCUAACCCCAGGACACUUCCUGACUGGUCGUCCACUCAUAUGUAUCCCUGAGCCGGAUCUAACCGAUAUCCCUCUAAAUAGACUAAGAUUCUGGAGGCGCUGUACUCAGGUCAAGCAACAUUUUUGGAAAGCCUGGUACAGCCAAUAUUUAUCGCAGCUAAAUGUUAGAAACAAGUGGAGCAAACAGUUACCAGAUGUGGAAGAAGGCAGUUUAGUUUUACUAAAAGGAGACAACGUUCCCCCGCUGCAGUGGCCCAUGGCGCGAGUGACGCGGGUGUUUCGGGGAAGCGAUGGGAGGGUAAGGGUCGCGGAGCUCAAAACCGCUACUGGUCUAACCCGUAGGUCUAUUAAUAAAAUGUGUAUCCUUCCCAUAGAUUAUUAAGUAACAAGCCAUUUUAAAACUGUUAAAUAAUUUUUAACCAUAGGUUUUUAAGCAAAUGUUAACUUGUAGUUAUGACAUGCGAAUUUUAUUAAAUAUUUAUGGCAAUUUUGAGUCUGUAAACUGUGAUAACUAAGUAGUAAUAUGUAUAGGGUGUUACUUAAACUUAAGAAUAAAGAUUUAAUUAAGAUAUAACUUCAAUUGUAUCAUGCAAGUCAUUACUAAUGUAACUUCAUGACUAUUACUGUAACUGCAUAACUAUUAACGUAACUGCAUAACUAUUAAUGUAACUGCAUAGCUAUUUUUGUAACCUUUUGCCCGGGAGAAUGUCCACAUCCGUAGAUGUAAACACGGCUUAAUUUCAUACUGAAUGUGUCUAAUGUGUCUAUGCCUUAUUUUUAUGGUUAAUGUUGGCAACACUAAAUUUUAUAUCUGUCUUCCUCAUCACGCUCUCACCAACUCGUACUGGUUUUUGUAAAUAUUGUGUUUUUAUAAAUAAAAGUCAAGAUUAAAGUACAAAAUCUUAUUAUUUGUAUGUUC